AUGGCGAUUCCUGUGAUCGAUUUCUCGAAGCUCAACAGUGAGAAGAGGGCCAAGACAAUGGCUGAGAUAGCCACUGCUUGCGAGGAAUGGGGAUUCUUUCAGCUGGAGAACCAGGGGAUCUCGGAGGAGCUUAUGGAGAGGGUGAAGAAUGUGGCCGCUGAGUGCUUUAAGCUGGAGAGGGACGAGGGAUUCAAGAACUCUGCCGCAGUGAAGAAGCUGAAGAAUGUGGCCGAUUGCUUUUUAGAAUAUUACAACUCAUCUCUUUUCUCUAUCUCUAACGUCUUCAAUUAUAUUGUUGACAGGGAAACUAUGAUGGAGUACCGAUCUGAGUUGAAGAAACUUGCCGAGAGAGUGAUGGAAGUAAUGGAUGAGAACUUGGGAUUGCCAAAGGGCUACAUCAAGAGGGCAUUCAACAAUGGUGAUGGAUACAACGCCUUCUUCGGAACAAAGGUGAGCCACUACCCACCAUGCCCACAUCCUGAGCUCGUCAAUGGUCUUCGAGCUCACACCGACGCUGGAGGAGUCAUCUUACUCCUCCAAGACGACAAAGUGGGCGGCCUUCAAAUCCUCAAGGACGGCGAAUGGAUCGAUGUCCAGCCAUUAAGAAACACCAUUGUGAUCAACACAGGUGAUCAGAUUGAAGUCCUGAGCAAUGGAAAGUACAAGCGUGUUUGGCAUCGAGUCAAUGCUAAACCAGAUGGGAAUAGGAAAUCCAUUGCUUCGUUUUACAAUCCAUCACUCAAAGCCACCAUAGCUCCUGCACCAGAGCUCAUAGAAAAGGCUAACCAAGAAAUGGAACAAGUUUAUCCCAAGUUUGUGUUUGGAGACUACAUGUCGGUUUAUGCUGAACAGAAGUUCCUCCCUAAAGAACCAAGGUUCCAAGAUGUGAAAGCCAUAUAA
Messenger RNA from Mangifera indica (mango), 900 nucleotides. Its product is annotated as 1-aminocyclopropane-1-carboxylate oxidase 5-like. Bases 1 to 900 code for a protein of 299 amino acids. The transcript is spliced from 3 exons. Gene Ontology annotation, molecular function: dioxygenase activity. Lineage: Eukaryota; Viridiplantae; Streptophyta; Magnoliopsida; Sapindales; Anacardiaceae. The record is from RefSeq and is a predicted model, not a curated record.